AUGCUGGCCGUGGCCACGGCUGCCAAGGAUAAGGAGGCGAAAAAGCCCAAUAUUAUCUUUAUCUUUACCGAUGAUCAAGACGCCAAAUUGGGAUCUUUGGAUUACAUGCCGAACCUUCAAAAACAUCUUGUCAAAGAAGGCACUCUUUAUCGCAAUCACUAUGCAACCAUUGCUGUCUGUUGUCCCAGUCGUGUCGGUUUGCUGCGUGGUCAAUAUGCCCAUAACACAAACAUCACUUCAGUCAAUGCGCCCUAUGGUGGAUACGAUCGAUUCAAUGAACUCAAACUCGGCGAAGAUUAUUUCCCCAUUUGGAUGCAAAAGGCUGGUUACACCACGCACUAUAUCGGCAAGCUCAUGAAUCAGUAUGCAGUGAACAACUACGACAAGCCUACACCUAAAGGUUUCGAUUAUCAGGAUCAACUGGUGGACCCGUAUACCUAUGUGUAUAAUACGGCUGUUUUCUCUACCAACGGUCAAAAGCCGGUAUUCUACAACAACACUUACCAGACGGAUGUGAUCCACGCCAAGGCUCGUGCCGCUCUCAAAGCCCAACGCAACGCUGACAAACCAUUCUUCUUGUGGGUGGCUCCCAUGGCUCCUCACGGUGAAUUUGCUUUUGGACCUAACGGAAUGACCACUCGUCCUGCAGUGCCCGCAGCGCGCCAUGCCCAUUUGUUCAAAGAUGCUAAAAUUCCUCGUACUCCCAAUUUCAAUCCUGACCAUCAAGGCAAAACCGCCUCCUACUGGAAACACUUGCAGAAGCUCAAUGCCACUGUGAUCGAAGAAUUUGACGAAGCUUACCGCAACCGAUUGCGUGCAUUGCAAGCCGUGGAUGAAAUGAUUGGUACCCUGUUUGAUGAACUCAAGAAGCAGGGAACCUUGGACAACACCUAUGUCAUUUACAGCGCGGACAAUGGAUAUCAUAUUGGUCAGCAUCGAGCUUACCCAGGAAAAUGUGGCAAUAUUGAAGAAGACAUCAACGUCCCAUUCAUUGUUCGAGGUCCUGGUGUUCGCAAGGGCCACGUGAGCGACCUGGUUAGCUCUCACCACGAUAUUGCACCGACGUUCCUUGCUUUGGCUCAGGGUGAUGAACAUGUUCCCUCUUGGGUAGAUGGUGGUGUGAUUCCGUUGACCGGUGACCUUCGCAACCAUCCCAAACCUGUUUCCAAAGAAACUUUUGCCGUGGAAUUCUGGGGUGCCAACAACAUGGCAGAGGGUUAUUCCAAUGUACUCAAUGCUGGUCCCAACACGUACAAGACAUUACGUGUUAUUUCUGAAAAGCACAACUAUAUGUAUGCUGUAUGGUGUACCGGUGAACACGAACUGUAUGACUUGAAGAAGGAUCCUUAUGAACAACACAAUAUUUAUGAUUCUGCCAAGCCGCAACUGUUGAACCGUCUUGAUGCAUUGCUUACUGUUCUCAAGACCUGCAAAGCCGAAAACUGCCGUGAUCCUUGGCGCGUCUUGCAUCCUCACGAUGCCUCUGUGAAAACACUCUCCGAUGCCUUGCAUAAGAAGUAUGAUACCUACUACACGCAGUUCCAAAAGAUCAGCUUCCAAGAGUGCUUGGUAUAUCAACUUAGUGCCAAUGAGUUGCCGCUGUUGGGACAACAUUUCCUGGCGAACAAGACUCAAGGUGUUGUGCAAAAGCGUGACGAUGAAUCCAGUUUAUUGCAGGGUCUGAUCAGCCACAAGUCAUCCGUAAUUCCCUCUCCCGAACAUGUUGAUCUCUUUAACCUCGUGCCUCAGGCCAAUGAGCACGUCGGUCACGCCGUCCCCGACGAAGAUUUUGAAUCGCAAGCCAUUCCUGUCCCUCAAUCACUCGUAGAUAAUGCUGUAGACUGGUCUCAAUAUGGCUUUUACCAAUUUGGUAACUAA
This is a messenger RNA of Radiomyces spectabilis, 1878 nucleotides long. RefSeq names its product arylsulfatase. Gene Ontology annotation, biological process: phenol-containing compound metabolic process. The transcript has 11 exons. Lineage: Eukaryota; Fungi; Mucoromycota; Mucoromycetes; Mucorales; Radiomycetaceae. Gene Ontology annotation, molecular function: glycosaminoglycan binding; arylsulfatase activity; N-acetylglucosamine-6-sulfatase activity. The record is from RefSeq and is a predicted model, not a curated record. Bases 1 to 1878 code for a protein of 625 amino acids.